Kuraishia capsulata CBS 1993 is the source of this 1041-nucleotide messenger RNA. RefSeq lists its product as uncharacterized. Lineage: Eukaryota; Fungi; Ascomycota; Pichiomycetes; Pichiales; Pichiaceae. Bases 1 to 1041 code for a protein of 346 amino acids. Gene Ontology annotation, cellular component: cytoplasm. The record is from RefSeq and is a predicted model, not a curated record. Gene Ontology annotation, molecular function: ubiquitin binding; ubiquitin conjugating enzyme binding. Gene Ontology annotation, biological process: ubiquitin-dependent protein catabolic process. The transcript has a single exon.
AUGAGUGACACAGAAAAACCAACAGAAACGGCCGCAGAGCCCGUAAGCGAAACCAUAGAGUCGAAGCCGGUAUCGGAGAAAGAAUUGGAGAAAGAGCCGGUAACGGAAGACACUACAGAGCCGGACACUGUCAAAGAGACCACUCCAGCAACCGAAACUACCUCUGCUCCGUCUACUGAGGCCGCUCCACCCCCAAGACCACCCAGGCCUCUUUCGCCGAAAGCAUUGGCCAAAAAGACCCUCAAGGAUGCGUUUCCCGACGUUGACGAUAAGUACAUCACCAUGGUUCUGAUUGCUUCGCGUGGUGAGAUGGACCCGGCAUUCAGCGCUUUGCUGUAUUUGAACGAUCCAACUGUCGAGCAAGAGCUAGUCAUCCCAGCUGUUGUGCCAAAGCCUAAACUUCCUUCCAGAAACAAGCAAUUGGAAAGCGACGAGGCAUUGGCCAGAAGACUUGCACGUGAGUACGAGCGUCAAUCGGGCCGUGGUGGAUCCAGGAGAAGUUCCGCAAAUCCACACUCGGGAACCGGAGCUGCUGGCAGAAGGAGAUACCAGGAAGGCCCAGAUGGUGAGGAUGACGAUGUGUUGGAUAGGUUUAUUGAGAAGGACUUGCCACAGAUCAAGGAGCAGUUCAACAAGAAUGUGGAGGAGGCAAGAGCCAAACUGGGAGGCUGGAUCGGCGGAUUCAAGCAGAGAAUUAACUCACAAACUGACGGUUCCAACGAGCUGUUUUCUGCAUUUGGUACCGGCUCUGGUAACUCCAACAAGUCCAACGAUAACAUCAGUUACAACCGCGACAGACGCGAGGAUGAAGCCGUCCAAGGAGUUCACGGAAUUACACUGAAAGACAACGAUUUACCCGAAAAGACUCUUCCAAAUCCCCCAGAAGACAUAUAUGGAACUCCAACCACACCCAAGGCUAAGGAACCAGUGGAAACGAAGACCAAGUGGGAGCCCUUGAAGACUGUCCAGCCAGAUCCUGUAUCGAAUGACACAUUUUUGGUUACCGACAGCGAAGAGGACGAAGACGAGGUGAAAAAGUAG